CAAAUACUGAUUAAUGGUUGAUUUAUGACAAGAUAAAGUAUUUGCGUGCAGUAAUUUUUCUUGCUACCUUUGUACUUCCUGAAGGAAGCGGGCACUGACAAGAGUGUCAGUGGGAGGGUUUUACUCCAGUCUGCACCUUCUAGCUUGAACGCCACGCAAAGCCCCGCAAUAUUGUGCCAUGGCAUCUCCACUGAGGAGUCUGGUGUAUGACGAUAGCAGGUACCAGAAGGCCUUCCAUCUUUUUUUGGAGUGCUCCUCGGAACAUCAGUGUAUGCAGGAUUUCAUCCACAAAAUCCUGCCAGACAUAUUGGCCAGCAUCGGAGAUGGAAAGUCCCAUCUUAAUAUCAUCGGAGUUGGGAGCGGUGAUGUGCACUGUACUGAUGACGGCAGGCCACAUUGACCUUGAGAUGUUCUCUGAGCUGCGUCUGAAGCAUCCGGGAGUGACGGUGGACUACCAGGUGGUGGAACCGAGCAGCCAGCAGCUUCAUAGCUACAAAGUGUUGCUAGCACAGAAGUCAGAUUUAGAUUACAUCACCUUUAAUUGGAACAAGAUGACCUCCGCUGAGUUUGAGGAGCAGUGGAAGUCAAAACAGACAACAAAGAAGGCCGACUUCAUUCACAUGAUCCAGAUGCUCUACUACGUCAAGGACGUGGAUGCGACCAUCAGAUUCUUCCAGAGUCUCCUUGACAAGAACGGGAAGCUUCUCAUCAUUCUGGUGUCUGGUGAAAGUGGCUGGGGGAAGCUCUGGAAAACCUUCAGUCCUCAGCUGUGCAUGUGCGAAAUAAGCCAGUGCGUGACAACUGCAGACGUCAAAAGCUUCCUGGAAUCAGAAAAAUUGAAGUACAAGAGCUACGCGCUGCCUUCUCAAAUGGAUAUCACAGAGUGUUUCACGGAGGGAGACGAGAAGGGAGAGCUGCUGCUCGAUUUCCUCACGGAAACUAAUCGCUUCAGUCGCACGGCGUCACCGCAACUCAAGGCUGAUGUGUUGAAGCUCCUGCGAGACCCUUGUUGCUCAGUGGAGUCCAAUGGGAGAGUUAUCUUCAAUAACACAUUGGAGGUGAUAAUUGUUGAUGCAACCAUAUAAAAGUCAUCAGAAAAUUCUAAAAAGAAAUGAAAUACUGGCUUUAUGAAGCCAUCUUACAAUAAUUGUUAUUCUGAAGGGAAGUCUCCUGGUUUGAUUUUUGUCCAAAUCCGAAUUUAAGCUUUUCAAUUGUAAUAAUUGUGCAUAACGUAUUUUUCAUGAGUAAAAUCGGAUUGUUAUGUAAUAGUUUUAAUCAAUUUUUAAAAUGUUCGUCAUAUAAUUUCCAGUAGAACUUGUAAAACAUUCCAGAACACUGGUCAACACUGACAAAUCUUUUACUAAUGGAACUGAUACGUUCCAGGGUUUUUCUAAGCAACAUGAUGACAUUCCUAGUCGGAUGGUAGAAGUGAUACUUUGAUGCCCUUUUCAAUCCCACGUCCAUAGAGGAAGCAGAUUCAGAUUCAUACGUACGUGGGCAGUUCCACCCCCAUGGCUGAGGUAUCUGGGGUGGUCAAAAUGCUUCCCAGUGGCAAAGCUCCGGGGGUGAAUUCCUGAAUUCCUCAAGGCUCUAAUGUUGAGGGCUGUCUUGUCUGAUUUAUCUCUUUAACAUUGCUUUAGUACCACUAUUUGCAAUUAACAACAUUGAAUUGCAACUAUCAAACUCGAAUUGGUGAUCCAACAACAAGAUGGUACAGUUAAACUCAAUGAUUGUUCAAUGACUGUUCAGAUGUUGUAUUAAUAUACAAGCAAAUAAA
Doryrhamphus excisus (bluestripe pipefish) is the source of this 1777-nucleotide messenger RNA. RefSeq names its product histamine N-methyltransferase-like. NCBI's taxonomy places the organism in Eukaryota, Metazoa, Chordata, Actinopteri, Syngnathiformes, Syngnathidae. The record is from RefSeq and is a predicted model, not a curated record. Gene Ontology annotation, molecular function: N-methyltransferase activity.